AUGGCCAACGAAGUGGAAGUUCACGAUGACUGCCGUACCGACAGCAUUUGCUCUGACAGCAGUCCCCUGGUGGAUUCUGUCCUUGAAGGAGGAGGAGGAUGCAGCACUGAAACUGGUGCUCCUGAACUGACUAAAGAACUGAGUACUGGCGGCAGCGACGGCCAGACUACCGAUACUGUUGCCACCGCCGCUGAUAGCGGCAGCGUCGCCGUAGACGUUGAAAACCGUACACCUGCUACUUCUGCUGCCGUCGCUGAUGCCGGUGCUGCGGCUGCCGCUACUACUGCCUCGGAUGUUGUUGUUACCCCUACCGAGACUCCUCUGCAGGUUGACAAUCAGCAGAAACUGAAAGAGCAAGAGCAGCAGCAGGCGGCCAAGAGUGGCCACCAGACUCAGGCUCAGACAUCGCCACCAGCAUCAUCAAAACCAGCAUCCGACACAGCAGCUGCCACUUCUGCUGCCGCCGUCGCCGACGUUGUCGUCUCUGCUGGUGCCAGCACAUCCACUUCGACCGCUUCAGUGGCCGCCACCACUGAUGCCAGCAGCAGCACAACCACUAUUCGUGUGGCACCGGCGGUGACCAGUCGCAAGAUAAUCACCUCCAAUCCAGUGACAAGUAGUCAGACCUUUGCUCAAGUGCUGGCGAAGAAGAACGCCGCCGCUGUGCCUAGUACCAAACAGUCCAAAAAGAUGGCCCAAUCGAGUGGCCCGAAGCCGGUGGACCAGCCGAAGAUUGCCGCGAAGGCUGCUGCCGCCUCCAGCGCCAAGGCUGCCGUCUCCUAUGCUUCAGUGGUGCAGGAAAGCAGCGGCAAUAGCAGUCCUACAAGCCCACACGCCGCCAUCGCCACAAACACCAGCACUACCAUCAGCAGCAGCAGCAGUAAGCAGCAGGAGGAAGUGGACGCUUACCGCAACUAUCCCGAUGCCACCAGUGCCACCCCCAGCCAGUCUUCCUCCUCCAUUGAGGGACAGUGCUCACCCAACAGUGACCUGGGUGAUCAGUUCACCUGUGAUGUACGCAGUCUGGGCUCCAAUGACAGCGGCACCGGCAGCAGUGAGCUUCUGCACGCCGAUACCACUAUCACCAACGGCGGAGACCACUCGCAGCAGUCCUCCCCUGCCAGUGCAUAUCACAUAGUCAACAGCAGCGACAACAGCAGCCCCACCGCCACCGCAACUCCCCCCGAAGACCCGUCGGCCAUUGUGUGCUACCAGUUUGAGUUGCCGUUUUACCUGUGCGGCAAGCUCAUCGGAUCGAACGGCCACUACAUUAACUUUGUCAAGCAGAGCUCUGGCACGCAGAUCAUCGUCAGCACGCACUACGUCCCUUCACACAAAAUUUGCUCAAUUACCGGCACUAAAGCUGGAAUCAACACUGCUCUGAAUUUGAUUCGCAAGCGUUUCCCCUUCAAGGAAUAUCCCGAUGUCUCUCUCGCACCCUUGCCUAAUCCCAGUUUAUCGGUUCUGCCGCAAUCAUGCCAACUUCAACUCGCCCCAGACCACGUUGCGAACGACGUCAUACUGUCGUGCCACAUGAGCCCUGGUCACUUUUUCCUGCAACAGCCCACUCAUCCAACGUACCCUCAACUCAACCAACUUGACCACCUAAUGAAGAUUCACUACUCGGAAGGGUCGGCCCCGCAGCUGCCCGACGUCUACCCGGGACUGCUCUGCGCUGCGCCCACCGAGGAGGGCUGGUACCGAGCCAUGAUCAAGGUUGUCCACCAGUCCAAAAACCAGUGUGAUAUCAUGUUCGUCGACUACGGCGGAUUCGCCUUCAACGUGCCUGUCGCCACUUUGCGCCCAAUUCGCUCCGACUUUAUCGUCUUGCCCUUUCAAGCCUCGGAAUGCUUUCUGGCCAAUGUCGUGCCAGUUGAUGCUAAAAACGGCUGGUCUACUGAAGCAAAUCAGUUCUUUGUCGAGCAGGCUCAAGGACAGAUUAUUCAUGCUGAAAUUGAUGACUACGAUGAAAAUGGAACUCCCUUUGUCACACUCUUCAAGUUUUCCCAAGGAGGAAAUCGCACUGACAUCAACGCUGAACUGGUCGCAAAGGGCUACGCAUACUGGACUGAAUCCGACGAGAGCAAACUCAACGGCAAGAACUAA
Rhagoletis zephyria (snowberry fruit fly) is the source of this 2106-nucleotide messenger RNA. The record is from RefSeq and is a predicted model, not a curated record. Lineage: Eukaryota; Metazoa; Arthropoda; Insecta; Diptera; Tephritidae.